ACGGUUUUAUUGACCAGGUGAAUAUUUCGAUUUUUGACGUUCAAGUAUAUGUCACCCUUAUAGCUCGCAGAUCGCACCAUUUUGCAGGAGCCAGGUUUUUCAAAAGAGGAGUGAACGACCGUGGAGAUGUGGCCAAUGAAGUGGAGACGGAGCAGAUUGUGAGCGACAUGCUCACUACUUCUUUCCAUGAUCCGGAGGGUGGAUUCUACAAUAACCCUCGGUACACCUCGUUUGUGCAGCAUAGAGGAUCGAUUCCGCUUUCGUGGUCUCAAGAGACUGCGCCAAACAUCCGAAUGACGAAGCCCCCAAUCGAGAUCAACGUCUUCGACCCUUUCUAUUCAGCAUCCGCACUCCAUUUUGAUAAUCUGUUCAAACGGUACGGGGCACCAGUGCAGAUUCUCAAUUUGAUCAAACAACGAGAAAAGACAGCGAGAGAGACAAAACUACUGCGCGCUUUUGAAGAUUGCAUAGAGUACCUGAACCAGUUUCUUCCUGAAAAGAAAAAAAUCGACUACACGGCCUGGGAUAUGUCCAGAGCGUCGAAAAAUCGCGGUCAGGACGUUAUCGAGUGGCUCGAAAAUUACAGUGCAAAAACCCUAGAAACUACAGGUUUCUUCCACAACGGGAAAACGCUCGCACAGACUAAAUUACAGCAAGGCAUAUGCCGUACUAAUUGCAUUGAUUGCCUUGACAGAACUAAUACAGCGCAAUUCGUGAUUGGCAAAAGAGCGCUUGGUCACCAGUUGCAUGCCUUGGGGCUUAUAAAGGAAAAAUACUUGGAGUAUGACUCUGACGCGAUCAACAUUCUGACCGAGAUGUUUCACGACCAUGGUGACACAAUCGCUUUGCAGUACGGGGGCUCACAUCUGGUCAACACUCUGCAAACUUACAGAAAAAUCAACCAAUGGACUUCGCACUCGCGCGAUAUGAUUGAGAGUGUGAAACGGUUUUACAGUAACUCGUUUGUUGACGCCCAACGCCAGGAAGCCAUAAAUUUGUUUUUGGGUAAUUACGUCUACGAGAAAGGACUCCCAAUGCUUUGGGACUUGAACACUGAUUACUAUCUGCACAAUGACUAUUAUGGAGUUCUUCUGAAUUACAAACCAAGUUAUACACACUGGUAUUCAGACUGCCAUCUUGAGGACCCUGACUGCGGCAAGGAUGAUGGGCUUAUCGUGCCGAAAAUCGACCCUUAUCCAGGGUGUUUUGACAACUAUUGGAACAUAAAGUACGUUCCCCGGGAGCUAACUAGCUUCAGCCAACUGUUUGAAUUUAACAUGAAUUCAACUCUUAGAUUCAACGAGGAGCAACCAAAAGACGCUUCCUCCGUGGUUUCGACACAGUCAACAAUGAACAAGGUCAAAGAGACCAAGAAUAAAGCAAAGCAGCGGAUUCAGAAGCUAGCUUUGACAGAAAAAAAUAGCAUUUCCAACUUUUCGGAGUACGAAUAUGAGGGAUAUGUGUCGCCGUUCAAGUCCAGAAAGCCACACCGCGAACUGCCUUUCUUUAAUCUGGAAGAUAUGGAUAAUAACACGCAACCUCUCGAGUCCAUCCAGCCAGCGUCCGAAGAUCUUUUGGAGUUUUACCGUCAUCAGUUCGAGCAACUGAGGUUGUCGGACCAACAACGAGCAACUCGAAUCGACAAGAUCAACGAGGCAGUUGAGGACCACAUCCUUCCGAAAAAAGAUCUCCCAGUUGUUGACGUCACAACUAAUGAGCUUCUCGGUAUAUCGGAUAGUGAUUCACUAUUUGAUACGCUAAGUGUCGCGACGGGAAGCACCGAUUUCGAAGAGGCUUGCCAACAAUACUCCAAUCGAACUCCAGUGGUGUCCGCUGAAAAUCAGCAGUGCUAUGAGAAUUGUGUGAACCUCGAUUUGCGGAUAAACGAUGAGCUGACGUUUGAUGAUGUUUUGGAUACAAGCUCGAAAGUGGACUUUUAAGAUUGUUUGUCUGUCUGGGCUCUUUGAAUGGCUUUCAUACAUUCGAUGGUGUUUGGUAGAGUGUCUGACUUGAUCCAAAUUCUGCCAUUUGCACCAAUGGCGAGUUCAAACUGGUAUUUCCUCAUCAAUUUGGUCAACACAGGAGCGUCCUGCUGUCGUAGUAAGUAUCUGGCGUAAGCCAAUCUCACUUCAAAUACGAAACCUCCUUCCAGAUGGCCAAAUCCGCCUUCUUUGCCAGUUGUUGCAUCAAAACACUCCAACUCCACGUCUAGAUCGGGGUCUACGGCCGCCACGCGUGCGUAAACAAGGUCCCCAGUCUUUAGUUUUGGCCUAUUUUUCUUACUUGCAUUAGGAAACGCAUAAAAGCCAAGCACUGCUGGCGUUGAGAAGUUCGAGAGCGAAACUCUAUAGAACUCCCCGAAAGAGCCCACAAUGGUGCCGACAACGAAAUCCUGCACAGCAGGCAUGUAUCUUCUAGAAUCAGCCUCCACAUAAGCCAGCGAGCACGGGCCUGCCUGCGUCUGCACAAGGUAUCCUGCAGUCGUCGGGCUGGCAGUGUUACCGCUUGUCUGCAAGUUGGGGCCCAGAACAAGCUCGGAUCCUGCCUCCAGCGUAAAUUGGUCUCCGGGAAUAACGAUAGACAUGGCAGGUAGCAAAAAAAAAAAAAUGGAGCGGAAAAAAUUGUACAGAUCAGACGCGUCGAUCGACGCCCACUCGCUGAUAACCAAGCACCGCAUGUAGUCAUUAUUUGCUUGAUCACCCGAAAUCAAGUGAGUGUACGACAACUACCCAAACAUGUGGACAGCGGCCACCCGCGCCUGAAUGCGGAUUUGUUAGCCGACUUUAAAAAUGCAGCAUUCGCUUGUACGUGCUGACAAAUAAUUGAGAAAGGAAAAACUUUCCUGAAAAACCUUAUCGACCAUGGGUCUGCUCUCUCUGGGUACGCCUCUACAUUGGAACGACUCCCGUCUCUAUGCUGAUCAUGUGCGCACAAACGGUAUCAUUCAGCUGAUAAACUGUUUCAACGCGGCACGAGACCGCAAGAAUGACCCGUUUUUGUGGGGAGACGAAGUGGAAUAUAUGCUGGUGAAGCUGGACAGGGAGCACAAAGUUGCUCGUCUUGCCAUCAACAAGGACCAUCUUUUGAAAGACCUUGGCGAGAAUGGCUCAUCCUUCGAGGUGGCGGUCAGUAAUAAUGUGGUGUUCCACCCCGAGUACGGCAGAUACAUGAUAGAAGCAACUCCGCUCCGGCCCUACGAUGGGACGAAAGUGGAAGAGUUUGAAUAUGUUGAGCAUAACAUGAGAACUAGACGGCAGAUUGCCACACAGGAGCUUGGAGAAGAAGAUAUGUUGCCAUUGACACUCACUUCUUUUCCGCGAAUGGGCGUUGAGAUUUUUACAUAUCCGGCCGCCGAGCCUAACGGUGAAGCGUCCAAGUCUCUCUUCCUUCCGGACGAGAUCAUCAACCGCCACUUCCGUUUUCCAACGCUGACAGCCAACAUUCGUCGCAGAAGGGACCAGAAGGUGAGUAUCAACAUCCCUCUGUACAAAGACGAGAAAACUGUGGCUUCAGGAAUUGAUCCGUCCAUUCCUCGAAGGAACUUGUUCCCGCAUCACGACGAAGAACCAUUUUUGGGGGCCGCCAAGAAGGGCUACAUAUACAUGGACUCGAUGGGCUUUGGCAUGGGCUCGUCGUGUCUGCAAGUAACGAUGCAGGCCCCAGAUGUGGCUCAUGCUAGAUUCCUGUACGACUCUCUGGUCAACAUCGCUCCAUUGAUGCUGGCUGUGACAGCUGCGGCUCCGAUUUUCCGGGGCCAUCUUGCUGAUCAGGACGUUAGAUGGAAUGUGAUUGCCGCAGCAGUUGAUGAUCGGACCCCGUAUGAGCGCGGAGAGCCGCCAUUGAAGGGUCACAAAGAGAGAGGGAACACUUUGGACACAGCAGAGCUUGUGCGCAUACCAAAGUCACGGUAUGACUCGGUGGACCAGUACCUGGGUGACUUGGAUUCUUCCGGCAGAUUCUCCUAUUUCAGAAAAGAGUACAAUGACAUCGAAUCUCCGAAAAAUAGCAAGGUUUACGAAAAACUUGUUUCCAAUGGGUUUGACGAAACACUGGCGGGCCAUUUCGCACACCUGUUCAUCCGGGACCCUAUCGUCAUUUUCACCGAAUCCAUAGAGCAGGACAACACCGUCGAGACCGACCAUUUCGAAAACAUCCAGUCUACAAACUGGCAGACACUGCGUUUCAAGCCUCCAAAACAGUCUGCUGUGCCGGAAAGGCACGAUGUUCCGGGGUGGAGAGUUGAGCUCCGGCCAAUGGAAAUUUCCUUGACAGAUUUCGAAAACGCUGCGUAUGCAAACUUUUCCGUCCUGCUCUCGCUAGCGGUGCUCAAAUAUAGACCAAACUUCUACCUCCCUAUUUCGUAUGUGGAGGCUAAUAUGAAGACGGCGCAUCGCCGGAAUGCCAUAGUGGAGCAGACAUUCCACUUCCGAACCAAUGUGUGGGAGGCAGGAGAGGCAAUUGUGGAGCAGCUGAGUCUUGAAGAGGUUUUCCACGGAUCCGGCUCUUUCGAGGGACUUCUAUCUCUAGUUUACCGAUACAUCAAAGAGACAUGGGGAGAACCUCUUCCCGCAAAGCUUGAGGCGUACCUCAAGCUGGUGAGCUUUAGAGCUUCGGCAAAAAUCCCAUCCACAGCGCAAUACAUACGGAAUUUUGUCGUGAGUCAUCCAGAUUACAAGAAGGACAGUAUUGUCAGCGACCAAAUAAACUACGACCUGCUGGAGAUGGCGGCCAAACUGUCCACAUACGAUCACGGCCUGGUGACUGACUUCUUCGGGCCCGAACUGGGUCAAUGGUUAAUUGAUAAUGGUUACUAGAUAAAAAACAUAAACCAUACAGCUGCGCAAACCUAGUUCUCGUUUUCGCUUUCGGACUCAGACUGAGAGUCGAAGGCUUCCUUGUGGACUUCCUCCUGAGCCUUAGCUGGUCUCUUGUGCUUCUGUCUGCGUCCCUUCUCGACCUUCUCGACCUUCUCUUCCUCGUCCUUUGGCUCCUCGUCUUUUGGCUCCUUCUCCAACUUCUCCUUCGAAUCUUCCUUAAGGUGCUUGUCCUGUUUCGUCUUGGAGAACUCGCCUCCCUUGUGGCCCUUCAACUUCAUUCCCUUAUGAUGUGGUCUGUCGUGAGCCUUGUGCUCCUCGAUUUCAAACUCGUGUUCGGUCUCUCUGAGUUCACCUUCAGCACCCUUGAUGCUCUUGUGGCCCUUGUGCAUCUCGUGAGCCUUCAGCAUGCCGCCCUUCUUGUCCAUCUUGCAGUCCUUGAAUGGCUUGACCUCAUCUUCCAUCUCGUGCAUGCCUUCGAAUCCCGGUGGAGGGCGGUGUGCUCCGUGGAAUCCGUGGGCAUGUGGGUGGUGUGGAUGGGUCAAGGACUUGACACCGUGGACAACCGGACCGGACUGCAAAACCAGACAGGCAACGAAGAACAAAAACACUCCCAAGCCGAGUUUGGCAAUCUUUUUGUUGGUCUCAUAUCUGCUCUUGAUCUUGUAGAGUUUCUCGACCUCCUCGCGAGGCAAAGUGACGUCGGUGUAUUCUGGCAAUUCUGUUUUAGAAGACAUGGUUAACAACAAGGAAAAAUUGCACGCUAUAUAAAUAUCACUCGAUAAGCCACCAAACUAAGCAUAUUCCAAAACGGGCUUCCCAAACGCAUUUGAAUCACCGAAUAAAAUUUUUGGCAAAGCCCGAUGACAUAAUAUUACAAUCCGAGGCUGACAAACGCGCUUGGCAAGGCAGGAGGGUUCGGAUGGGACCUAAGCAAGUGUGUGAGCGCCUCAUAGGGCUAUCACCGAUAAGUCUUCGUCCAAUCGCACAUCUGAGCAUUUUCAGAAGUAAGCUGCUGUGACACUGUGUGACUACUUGACUAUUUGACUUGGGUACAAGGCCCCUAAACUAAGUAAGCAGCAGUCUUCCAGACUCCUUUCUGCAUAUAGGCAAUCUUAUACGAAACUAGCACACUUUUUUGCAUAUAUGGUUGGUGUACAGAUGUCGAAUAUUAUUUUUCAAGAUUUUUCCCCAGUCGAUUGACUUUCCUUAUGUAUCGACCCUCAACUGGUCUGCUCAAUCAGCGUUCAGUGCCGUUAUUUGCCCCUCGCUUUUAUUCAUCAGCUUGCAGAAAAUAUGGGACAGCGACACAGCAAAAUCCGGAUUUUCUUUCCCCACCAGAACCUCAAAAUUGGUACGCACUUCUAACCAAACCACCUUCCCAAAAUAAACAUCGCUUAGCCAAUUUCCAAAAGGAGGUCAUCGAAGGUCUCCGAUCGCCGUCAUACGAUUCCUUCAACUCGCUCUUCAUCAAGCCCUACAGACGACACAGAGAUUUGGCGCAUGUCACAAACUCCAAGAGCGCCCUCCCCCAUGUUCCUAGUUCCUACGAUGCUCCAGAAGCAUUGCGCAAACAACUGAAACGCAGGCCCUUACCCUUUCACCUAUCCCAUCGACUUUCGACAUAUCUGCAGAAGAAGAGCCUGCGUGAUAUAGGUUCCAUCUAUUUUGAAAUCCCUGCACCACGAGCAGCUAGUUUUUCCAUACUUCAGCUGGAGCAGCUUCUAUCGCUGAUUUUAAGCACCAAGCGAGCCAAUAUUGAGAUUGUGAAUGUGGCGAGACGUAUUCUAGAGGACAUGGAGUCUGAUUCCAUAAGACUAGGACCGCUCGAGCAGACAAAACUAGUUUAUUUUUAUACCCGGUUGCAAAUGCCAUUUGAAGAGGUAAUUCAAAAGGUUCUGGAUAAAGGCUAUUUUCAUCCACACACAUGGAAUCUACUUCUUCAAUUCUACACAUCGCAUACGGACAAGAUUUUGGAGUUAAUGCGGACCCGUGUGUCCCUGGACAGGACGUUGUUGCUGACAUUACUGGAAAAGAGCUCCUCUUUGAACAGUGUGCUGAAUAUAGUCGAUAUUUUCAGACAGCGGCACAUGCAUCUGGAUCAAGAAGCCCUGGACAAGAUUCUAGUGAAGCUUGCCAUUUUCGAUGAGUACUUGGUUGCCAAAUCCAUACUAGACACCAUGAUCGAGACCGCUCCAAAGCUUGAGGAAAAACCGUUUCAGGUGCAGCAUAGUAGCACCCAUGAGCCCUGGGUCCGCAAACUUAAUUUGUACGAGCACCAUGGACUUAUGACGACACGACGUCGGCGAAGGUUAGUGAGCCAGAUCGAGCUCGUCAACGAAUGGCUACCAGAUAACACUCCUCUGAUCCUUUAUCCACAAAGACCAACUCCAUUUCUGAUGCACCAAUUUUUUGUUCUAAAUUUAAGCUCAGAUAUGAGUAUCGCGCGCAGAUCGCAAAUAUCUGAUCUUCUUGAGUUGAUGAAUAUAGCGAAAAUCCCAAUUCUAAACAAGACAGUGAUCCUAGUGUUACAACGUCUUGUGGAGCUAGACCAGCUCAGGCAACAGGAAGUCGAUCUUGCUGCGCACCUGGUGGAACUUUACCAAGAAUCUAAGCGUUUCAACUCUUAUUUGGAGAUCCAAGCUACCAAUAUGGCUUUCAACAGAACAGAAUUGGUGCCGUAUCUGCUCGUCAAGAGCGAAAAUAAUAAGAAACUUGAGUUUGAGGUCCGUAAUGGAGCAGGCUACAACUCGGAUUGCUACGACCAAGUGAUUUUUCGCCUUGGCUCAAAGAUGUACCACCAGUCCGCGCACUUGGACUUUGAACGGCUCGCCAAACUGCUCCUCGAGCUCCACAGAGAUUAA
This is a messenger RNA of Ogataea polymorpha, 7678 nucleotides long. RefSeq names its product gamma-glutamylcysteine synthetase. Lineage: Eukaryota; Fungi; Ascomycota; Pichiomycetes; Pichiales; Pichiaceae. The transcript has a single exon. The coding region runs from base 2862 to 4814 and encodes 650 amino acids. Gene Ontology annotation, biological process: glutathione biosynthetic process. Gene Ontology annotation, molecular function: glutamate-cysteine ligase activity. The record is from RefSeq and is a predicted model, not a curated record.